AUGACGAAGCUACAUCAGAUUUGCCUGCUUUGCUUCCUGAGCUUGGUUGCUCCUUUGGAAUCAGCAUUUCCUCCAAGUUUGAGGCACUCUACGCACCCUGCAACAACUAAUAAGAUCAAGGAUGUCACCCUUAGCUGUGAUUCAGAAAAUUUUAACGUGACCUUGAUGAUGCAGUCGCCCUUCAAAGGCAUGUUAUUUGCCAAAGAUUUCGCACAGGAAUGUAAAUCUAUAGGUACUUUCUCCAAUAGUGUGAUAAUCAGCCUUCCAACUUCGGGUUGUGGCGUGAGACUGAGUUCGUUUCCAACUGAAAACGGAAAUGUCCAAAUGGUUUACACGGUGAAUUUGGUUAUUCAGCAAGACAGGUUUCUGAGACAGAUCACAGAUCAAGAAAGAGUUAUCAAGUGCCCGCUGAAAGAAUCUGAUUUUUUGUUGAAGAGUAAUGCUCUUGUGAGGACUUUGAAGAAUGAACUCACAAGGGGACAGAUCAGUCACAGAGUUGGCCGGAUGAAAGAUGCUGGCUGGUCCAAAGAACUAGAAGGAAAGCAAUUGGAAGAUGAACUCAACGAAGCCUUGGCAUCAGCAAGAGCUUGGAUGGAGAUAGUACCAGAGGAAGUGGAAGACAGGCCUUCUGGUAUUUUGCAAGUGGGAGAAACUGCACGCCUCAGUGUAAAGUCAACUCUACCAGCGGGUAUUGGUUGGAGAGUAGUAGACUGCCAAGCCCACGAUGGUUUGGGAGAUUCCUCGCAAAAACUGAUAGACGCAGAAGGAUGUCCUGUAGAUGAACUGCUGAUGCCAUCUUUAACAUAUGGUCCCAUCAGACCGAUAGCUCUUAUGAGCCACCAAGAAGCCGUCGCCAGAUUUCCAGCUUUCAAAUUUCCAGACAGGGAUAGAUUGCACUUGUCUUGUGGAUUGCAGUUUUGCAGAGAAGCUUGCCCCAAGGUGGAUUGUUCCAGCGAAUCUUCAGAAUCGCGAGACGAGAAAACCUUGGAUUUUGCGGAUAGUGAUAUAUUGGACAGACUAGAAGUUUACAACAGCGUAGAAGUUGUCGCUCCAGAAAUAGACGACCUCGAACAGGGUGAUCGACUUCAAGCGAGCGAGGCAUUAAUGGCCUACUAUAUUUUUCCCAUACCUGACAUCAACGGCCCAGUAAAUGUUCCCAUAUAUGGGGGACUCUGCAUAAAAGUACACUGUGACUGGCAGCUGGUCCCAGUGCUGGGUGCCCAGCAAUCAUAUUCAGUUCCCCGGCAAAAGGCCAGUACAAACAUGCUCGACACAUUGAAUUUCCCAGCAUAUACAACAAUGAUGGGACUGUAA
This is a messenger RNA of Phaedon cochleariae (mustard beetle), 1314 nucleotides long. The record is from the annotation of a GenBank genome assembly. NCBI's taxonomy places the organism in Eukaryota, Metazoa, Arthropoda, Insecta, Coleoptera, Chrysomelidae.